Molecule: messenger RNA, 1282 nt
Organism: Kogia breviceps (pygmy sperm whale)
Lineage: Eukaryota; Metazoa; Chordata; Mammalia; Artiodactyla; Physeteridae
Source: RefSeq, a predicted model, not a curated record
GUCUGGGUGCCUGCGAAGUGCGUGGUGUGGCCGGGCGCUGGGGUCCAAGGGGGACUGGCUGGUCGGCGGAAGCCGUCACAGGACAUAAGUGACCAUGGUGCUCAAUAGUUUGGAUAAGAUGAUUCAACUCCAGAAAAACACGGCUAACAUCAGGAAUAUCUGUGUCUUGGCUCAUGUUGACCAUGGAAAAACUACUCUGGCUGACUGUCUUAUAUCUAGCAAUGGCAUCAUCUCCAGUCGCCUGGCAGGCAAGUUAAGGUACAUGGACAGCAGAGAGGAUGAACAUGUCCGAGGGAUCACGAUGAAAUCCAGUGCCAUUUCACUACAUUAUGCAAAAGGUGAGGAGGAGUACCUGAUUAAUCUGAUAGACUCUCCAGGACAUGUGGAUUUCUCCUCAGAAGUAUCGACGGCUGUUUGCAUUUGUGAUGGGUGCAUUAUUGUGGAUGCUGUGGAAGGGGUCUGUCCGCAGGUAGUGGAUUGUAACAUGGAAAUAUUUAACUGCUUAAAGAAGGUGUGGGGAGAGAGGAGGAACUGACUGCCGAUGACUCUGCCACUUGGGACAUUUCACUGACCAUCAGAAAGCUGGUUUUACAUUUCACAUUCGGUAGUGUUCUGGUCUGUGAUGGAGUUAAAUCCCCCAAGAUUUGAAGGGGUAGUAGAGAGAAUGACUUUAAGGUACCUUGAUGUGUCUGUCAUGUCCUCUUGGAGAAGAACUCAGCAAAAAUGGGAGAGGUGUUUAGGAGGAUCUGGAGGUUUCACCCUGGUGGAAAAGUUUCUGAACUGUGAGAGGUAAUUGAUAGCAAGAUACUGAGUGUCUUCUGUUGGUCUGUCAGUCUACCCCCCCUCCCACCUACACACGCUGUCUCUCUGCCUUCCUCCUCCCCUCUCUUACUCUUCCAGAUCCUUAACCUAGACUUUCUUAUCUUUCCCACCAAAGUUCAAAAAGUUCACCCCUAAGGCCAGAGUGAGCAUGUAACUCGGGUCGACGUGAAACUCAAGAGUGGCUUUCUAAAUUCAGUUUUUAAAAUAAUUUUUCUUUGAAACCUUACGUGUUAUCUUUAAAAAUGUUGUCACCUUUGUGUCCUACUUCUUAAAUGCCCCGAUUUGUUUUAAUGUUUUUUAAAAAGAAUAAGAAAAGGUUUAAAUUUCAGGCAUACCUCUGAGAUAUUGCAGUUUUGGUUCUGAGCCACUGCAGUAAAAUGAAUAUCACAGUAAAGCGAGUCACAUGAACUUUUUUUAGUUUCCCAAUGCAUAUAAGAGUUAUGUUUACAGUAUAUUGAAG